AUGAGUAAUGGUAAUGACAACAUUGACGUAGUGACAGUUCCAAAAACUGGGAAAAGUGGAAUUUAUGAAGAUCAUUCUCUCUUUGAAAUUUGUUAUAAAAAGCUAUCAAAUUCUUGGAAUAAUUUCAAAAAUUCAAUGUUCGAAGAAACCAACGGUCAUAAAAUGUUUAAUACCCCAUAUAACUCGGCGAUUUCUGCUAAUGUCAAUGCUUCUGGUGUUUCCCAUGUGGUAGCAGCACCAAAUGGUAUUAAAUCAACAAAGGAUAAAUACAGAGAUACAGAGAGUUUCGAAACUUUUACUAGUGAAUCAUGCUGUUCGAUUGAAACUCCAAUUGCAAGAAGAAGACAAACUAUCAUCACCGCUUGGCAAUUGACCUCAAUGGUAUUGUGUUUAAUUUUUUUCUUAUUCUCAAUUUCAAUCCCUUUGUUUUGGUUUAUUUCAAUCCCUUAUAUGACUUACUUCUUAUUAGAUAAAACUCCUGCUAAUGGUGGUGUAGUCAAAAGAUAUUCUCCGUGGUUAAGAUCUUUUGGUUGGUGGAAAGAAUACUGUGAUUACUUCCCAAUCCGCCUUCAUAAAACAGCAGACUUAAAACCAACCUUCGAUGUAAAACAUCCAAAAGUAGAUUUGUAUUACAGACUAAGACUAUGGCCAACUAACUAUUCUAUCAAAAUUAAAAAAUGGUUGACCUUUUCACAAUCUUAUGAGAAAAUUGGUCCAAAGUAUAUCUUCGGUUACCAUCCCCAUGGUGUCGGUGCUUUAGGUGCCUUUGGUGUUUUCGCUACUGAAGGUUGUGGUUGGUCUGAAAAAUUCCCAGGUAUUCCUACUUCUUUAAUGACUUUGGUGACUCAAUUUCAAGUCCCUUACUAUCGUGAUUAUCUAUUAGGUUUUGGUAUUACUUCGGUAUCCAAAAAGAAUGCUUUGAAAGUAUUAAAAAAUAAUCAUUCGAUCUGUAUUGUUGUAGGUGGUGCAAUGGAAUCACUAUUAAGUGAAGUACAAAAGAGUGAUUUGGUACUAAAGAGAAGAAAAGGUUUUAUUAAGUUGGCUAUUAACACCGGUGACACUUGUUUAGUGCCAACUUUUGCAUUCGGUGAAACAAAUAUCUACAAUAUCUUACAGACUAAAGAAGGUUCAUUCAUGAGAAAAUUACAAUUAUGGUUGAAAGAAAAUUGGGGUUUCACUAUCCCAUUCUUUUAUGCUCGUAGUGUUUUCAAUUACGAUUUCGGUAUCUUACCGUUUAGAGCACCAAUCAACGUCGUUAUAGGCUCACCAAUUUACGUCAAAGAACAAAAUUUAAAUCCAACUCCAGAAAUUGUAGAACAUUACCAAAACUUAUACAUCGAAGAAUUGAAAAAACUAUAUUACGAAAACAGAGAUAAAUAUGGUUAUGGAGAUGUAGAACUAAACAUUGUUGAUUGA
Molecule: messenger RNA, 1416 nt
Organism: Vanderwaltozyma polyspora DSM 70294
Lineage: Eukaryota; Fungi; Ascomycota; Saccharomycetes; Saccharomycetales; Saccharomycetaceae
Gene: DGA1
Product: diacylglycerol O-acyltransferase
Exons: 1
Coding region: 1-1416 (471 amino acids)
Biological process (GO): triglyceride biosynthetic process
Cellular component (GO): endoplasmic reticulum membrane
Molecular function (GO): diacylglycerol O-acyltransferase activity
Source: RefSeq, a predicted model, not a curated record